Molecule: messenger RNA, 1158 nt
Organism: Penicillium lagena
Lineage: Eukaryota; Fungi; Ascomycota; Eurotiomycetes; Eurotiales; Aspergillaceae
Product: TauD/TfdA dioxygenase family protein
Exons: 2
Coding region: 1-1158 (385 amino acids)
Cellular component (GO): cytoplasm
Molecular function (GO): 2-oxoglutarate-dependent dioxygenase activity
Source: RefSeq, a predicted model, not a curated record
AUGGCCCCCUCUCUCACCGAGACCACCGCGACACUCUCUCUCCGCGAGCCGGCAAAACAGAUCCUCAAGACUGAUGGUGGCUCCAAUAAGGAGAACUUGAUCGGUUACAAGUACGACAGGGACGUUGAGAUCAACGGCACCGCCACGCAGCCACCUGCUUCCUUCCCCAACUAUCUGCCCGUCUGGGAUAACGAGACUGAACGAUACCCCCCUCUGGAGCCAUUCGAGCACUAUGAUCAUGGCAAAGAUGCCGACCCCAGCUUCCCGGAUCUGCUGCCCAAGGGUGUGGCCCAAGUGGACGACAUUUGCCCGUUCAUCGGUUCUGAGGUGCACGGCGUGCAAUUGAGCAAGCUCUCCGACAAGGGCAAGGAUCAGCUGGCCCUUUUCGUCGCUCAGCGCCGUGUGGUUGCCUUCCGGGACCAGGACUUUGCCUCUCAGCCCAUCCAGGAGAUGGUUGAUUACACCGGCUACUUCGGCCGACACCACAUCCACCAGACCUCUGGAGCGCCCCCGGGCUUCCCUCAGGUUCACAUUGUGCACCGCAGUGCAGAGGAUCGCACCGGCGCCAAGUUCCUGGAGCAGCGCACCAACACCAUCACCUGGCACUCAGACGUGACUUUCGAAUGCCAGCCCCCGGGAACCACUUUCCUGUACGUGCUGGACGGCCCAUCCAGCGGCGGCGACACUCUCUUUGGCGACAUGGCUCAGGCAUACCGGCGCCUGUCACCCGAGUUCCGUAAGCGCCUCCACGGCCUGCGGGCUGUUCACUCUGGCGCGGAGCAAAUCAACGCCAGUCUCAACGGCGGUGGCAUUGCUCGCCGCAACCCCGUGACACAUGAGCACCCCAUUGUCCGUACGCACCCUGUGACCGGCGAGAAGGCGCUCUAUGUCAACCCGCAGUUCACUCGGUACAUUGUCGGCUAUAAGAAGGAGGAGUCAGACUACCUCCUCAAGUUCUUGUACGACCACAUUGCUCUCUCGCAAGAUCUCCAGGCCCGCGUCCGCUGGAAGGCUGGCACUGUUGUUGUGUGGGAUAACCGCCUGGCUGCCCACUCUGCGGUCUUUGACUGGGAGGAUGGCCAGCGACGUCACAUUGCUCGCCUCACUCCUCAGGCUGAGAGGCCCUAUGAGACUCCUUUCGAAGGCGACGAGAACUGA